Messenger RNA from Asparagus officinalis (garden asparagus), 2029 nucleotides. RefSeq names its product pentatricopeptide repeat-containing protein At2g33760-like. Gene Ontology annotation, molecular function: zinc ion binding; protein binding; RNA binding. The record is from RefSeq and is a predicted model, not a curated record. Gene Ontology annotation, biological process: RNA modification. Lineage: Eukaryota; Viridiplantae; Streptophyta; Magnoliopsida; Asparagales; Asparagaceae.
AUGGACAAUUUGAUGUAUACACAGACCGGAUUGGUCGUCUUCUACGCGAAAUGUGGGGAGCUUGGAUGCGCAAGAUUGGUGUUUGAUAAAAUGCCUGAGAGAAGCGUGGUUGCUUGGAAUGCGAUGAUUUCUGGGUACGAGCAGAAUGGGUUUGCUGAUAGGGCGAUUGAGGUGUUUGUUGAGAUGAGGAGGGAGAGGGUUGAGCCUGAUUCGUCCUCCUCGCCGCCGGGCGCCGCCUCCUUCCUCUCAACAAAGUCCACUGCCACUCAUCGUCUCCGGCCUCCACGCUCCUCUCCCUCCUCACCAAACUCCUCACCGUCACCAUCCCCCGGCUCGCUCCUCUACGCCCACGUCAGACGCACCACCUCUUCUGUGUCGUUGACUAUACAGGGGCCAAGCUGGCCGCAGACCGACGCCUUCCUCUUUGACUCCAUCAUCAGAGCCUCCUCCAAAUCCCACUUCUCCAUCCACUCCCUCCUCUUCUACACCCAAAUGCGCUCUCAUCGUCUCCCGCCGUCAAAUUACACCUUCACUUCUGUAAUCAAAGCUUGCGCCGAUGUAUCGGCUUCGGGUGCCGGCAGAAUUGUUCAUGCCCAGGUAGUCACUGCUGGGUUUGGCUCCGACUGUUAUGUUCAGACCGGAUUGGUCGUCUUCUACGCGAAAUGUGGGGAGCUUGGAUGCGCAAGAUUGGUGUUUGAUAAAAUGCCUGAGAGAAGCGUGGUUGCUUGGAAUGCGAUGAUUUCUGGGUACGAGCAGAAUGGGUUUGCUGAUAGGGCGAUUGAGGUGUUUGUUGAGAUGAGGAGGGAGAGGGUUGAGCCUGAUUCGGUGACUUUGGUCGGGGUCUUGGCCGCUUGUUCGCAGACUGGCUCGUUGGGUUUGGGUAAGUGGGCAGAUGGGUAUAUUUUGGACAAGGGUUUUGAUGUUGAUGUGGUGCUUGGCACGUCGCUGGUGAAUAUGUAUGCUAGAUGUGGGCAUGUGGAGAGAGCUCGAGAGAUUUUUGAUGGGCUUCAAGAAAAGAAUGUUGAUAGCUGGUAUGGGAUGCAUGGGUAUGGAGAAUCAGCAGUCAAGCUGUUCCUUAGUAUGAGGCAUAGUGGGCCGUCGCCAAAUGAUGUAACAUUUGUGGCAGUGUUAUCGGCUUGUGCUCAUGCUGGAAUGGUGAACGAAGGUCGUGAGGUUUUUGAGUGCAUGAAGAGAGAUUACGGUUUGGUUCCUAGAACCGAACAUUUUGUUUGUAUGGUUGAUAUGUAUGGAAGAGCUGGAAUGUUAGAAGAAGCUAUGCAAUUUAUUCGCGAUUAUAUAUCAGGGGAGCCAGGACCCGUUGUAUGGACCGCGAUGGUUGGUGCUUGCAAAAUGCAUAAGGAUUUCGAUCUAGGAGUCGAAGUAGCAGAGAGACUUCUAGCAGUUGAGCCCGAAAACCCUGGUCAUUAUGUGCUAUUAUCAAAUAUUUACGCGUUAAAGGGUAAGAUGGAUAAAGUUGAGAAAAUUAGGAACGUGAUGAUCCAUAGACGUUUGAAGAAGCAAACUGGAUAUAGCUCGAUAGAGAUUGAUCAUGUAGUUCAUGUGUUUCGAAUGGGCGAUACUUUGCACCCAAAAUCUGCAGAAGUUUAUAAAUUGUUGGAGGAAUUGGUCCAUAAAAUCAAGGAGGCAGGAUAUGUGCCAGAAACUGACUCGGUUUUGCACGAAUUGGAAGAUGAAGAGAGGGAGGUUGCGCUUAGAUUUCAUAGUGAGAAGCUGGCUGUUGCAUUUGGGAUCAUGAAUACUAAGGAUGGGACUUUGAUUAGGAUUGUGAAGAAUCUAAGGAUGUGCAGUGAUUGUCAUUUGGCUAUCAAGUUCAUUUCUAUUGUUACAGAUAGAGAGAUCAUUGUUAGAGAUAAGCAUAGGUUCCAUCAUUUUAAGGAGGGAAAUUGUUCUUGCCAAGAUUAUUGGUAACGUCCCCUCCAGAGAAGUAGUUCAAACUAACAGCGUAUUGUCUAAGCUGAUUUCAGUUCUUGAAAAAAAAGUGUUGGAAAUUUUAAAAAAAAAUCAAAAU